This is a messenger RNA of Cydia fagiglandana, 3833 nucleotides long. Its product is annotated as putative Dol-P-Glc:Glc(2)Man(9)GlcNAc(2)-PP-Dol alpha-1,2-glucosyltransferase. NCBI's taxonomy places the organism in Eukaryota, Metazoa, Arthropoda, Insecta, Lepidoptera, Tortricidae. The transcript has 2 exons. Gene Ontology annotation, molecular function: dolichyl pyrophosphate Glc2Man9GlcNAc2 alpha-1,2-glucosyltransferase activity. Gene Ontology annotation, biological process: dolichol-linked oligosaccharide biosynthetic process; protein N-linked glycosylation. Bases 209 to 1654 code for a protein of 481 amino acids. Gene Ontology annotation, cellular component: endoplasmic reticulum. The record is from RefSeq and is a predicted model, not a curated record.
CUAACGUCAUGUCAUUUUUUAUUCUUUAUCUGUACCGCCCGCCAUUUCUAUUUUAGUCGUGGUCCUACAAUGCCGGCUUCCUAUUUCUAUUACUUUUCUGAUAAGAACUGUGUUAUUUCAAGUUAGAACUAGCACACGAGUACAAUUCUCAUUGUUUUUUAUAUUCUACGUUACCUGGUAUCGGUUGAACAGAACGCAACCCGGAAAAAUGAAGCAGAUAUACAAAUACGGCCUCAGCCUGCUCUUGGCGUUAGCUGCAUACGCGACAGCCUCGAAAUUCAUCUUUGACAAGGUGUUUGAUACAACAGAAAUAGUCAUUGAUGAGCUAUUCCACAUCCCGCAAGGCAUGGCGUAUUGUGAACGGAAUUUCACACACUGGGACCCGAAGAUCACGACUCUGCCAGGCCUGUAUUUAGUGUCUGCUGCCUUCCUUGGAACGUACUUACCCUGCGACACAUACCAUCUACGGCUAGUCAACUUGAUCGCUUCAUGUGUAAAUCUGCUGCUAUUUUCCUCAAUAUUAAAGUUUGUUUACGGUAGCAACACUGAAAGCCAGUUUAAAAUAGUGUUGCAAGCAUUUAAUUUAGCUAUACUUCCGCCUCUGUAUUUCUUUUCACAUGUGUAUUAUACUGAUACUCUGUCACUUACUUUUCUGUUGGCGUUUUCUCGGUUAUGUUUCACGAGUCGACAUAAAUUUUUCAUUUUGCUCUUCGGUUUGUGCAGUGUUCUGAUGCGUCAGACGAAUAUAGUCUUUAUAGCAAUGGUGUUAGGUCACAAAGUGCUAGAUAUCAUGAUUAAGAGCUCAAGAGUAUUCGGCAAUAAGUAUUUAACCAAAACUUUGUUGAAUAAAAAUUCUGUAAUAGCUCGGGAUGUUGACGCUUCGAAGUUGAAACGGUAUUAUAGUAUGAACGAUGUGUUUCUGGCAUUAGGGUAUCAUAUAACAACAUGUUUUGGCACGUUUUUCAAGUUCCUAACGAAACAAGACUGGUUAAUAAUACUUACACACAGCGCAACUCUAAUUUCGUUUGUAAGCUUCGUUUAUAAAAAUGGUUCUAUAGUUGUUGGAGAUAAAAGCGCUCAUGAGGCUAGCCUGCAUUUACCUCAAAUGCUGUAUUUCCUCAUAUUCUACGGAAUCUUUGGAUUACCGUAUCUUGUAGCGAAAUUACCAUCAACAUUGCGACUUAUGGCGAGGAAUAAAACUAAAAUAGUACUAUUCGGUAUUCUUUUUGCUAUAAUAGUACAUUUUAAUACUGUAACACACCCAUACUUACUUGCAGAUAAUCGUCACUAUACAUUUUACGUAUGGAAUCGAUGGUUCGGGAAAUAUGCAUUUGCAAAAUAUGCGACGAUUCCAGCUUAUAUAUUCCUUCUUUUCAGUUUGUAUGAUAAUUUAAAGGACCAGAAUUGUAUUUCAUUUCUUUUACCGUAUACUAUUAGUUUAUUUUUAGUGCUAGCAUUACAGAAAAUGAUAGAAAUUAGAUAUUUCUUAGUCCCAUACAUAGUUUUACGAUUAAGAUUUAUAAGACCCACAUAUAAAAUUGUUAUAUUUGAAUUUCUAUGGUAUUUGAUUAUUAAUGUUGUUACAUUCAAUUUGUUUUUCCAAAAGGAGAUAAUGUGGAAAGAUUUUGAUUAUGCACAGAGAAUAAUAUGGUAAUGUUAAAUACUUAAGUAUAGGUAUUUUUGAAUAUUUUCUUUAUCUUACGCCUUAAAUUCUUUUUUUACGUUAUGUUUGCUGAUAUGUCAUUGAUAGCCUCUCUCCGAGUCUCGGCACCGCUCCGAUCCAAUCGUCGACACGAGACAAGAGCAGGACGAGAAGGGAGCAGCAUGUACACACUCGUUCUCGGCCUGUCUUGGGUCUAACGAGUGUGUACAGCGCACAUUAAAUGGGUGGUUUAGGUAUAGUGUGUAGCUUUCAAAUAGAGUUCGACGGCUAAUCCUAUUGUUAAGUAGAACCGCUCGUGCCACGUGCCACAACCACCUGCAUAAAAAAUACGUACUUCGGUUACUGAGUGCCAGCGAGUCGAACGCUACAGAACCAGUCUAAAAUGUGUCAUCGAGAUGCGUAACAAAGGCGCGUUAUCGGAGAGCGCACCUACACUGGUUUUUGAGUGUUGGACUAGCCCCGGUGCCAAAUAGAAUAAUUAAGACCCUUUUUUGCAGGUAACUAGCACGUGCGGUUUUACUUAACAAUAGACAAUAGGAUUAGCCGUCGAGCUCUAUUUGAAAGCUACACACUAUACACACUGAUACUUCUGUAUUUAGUUUUCCAAAAAUUGUAGUUGACUCAUUUUCAUUUAAGAUUACUUAAUACAAUUAAAGAAUACAUGAAUGGGUGUAAUUAGAGACGGAGUUUCUAUAUGUAAUUUUAUUAUAGAAAGUAUUAUAAUUAUAACAUGGGAUGCGGCUUGGCUGUUGACAUAUAUUAUAAUUUUCAAAAUAAUUUUAAUCAACUAGUCUUAUAAUUAAUUUCGCUUAUGUCAGUACCCCAAAGAUUGUUAUAAAUCAUUAAACAUAAAUGGCCUUAAUUACUCAUCAUUAUAAUUAUUACCAAAAUGUGACGUUCCACGGCAAAAGGUACCUAAUGGCGGCUGGCGCUUACGUCACAUAGCGCCGCAAUAAUAUUGGAGCGGCGUUAAUAAUAGCGUAAGUGCCAACCGCCAUAAGGUACCUUUACCCGUGGGACGUCACAUGUGCCCUAGCCAGAUUUUAGAGCCCAUCAACGUGCACACUAGCGCCACUGCUAAAUAAUCGUGUAUAUUUAAAUUUAACGACAAGUAUUUAAAUAAAAAAGGGGGCCGCUACGUACUGAAUUGUAUAUUUAAGUACCUUUUGAAUACAUCAAACUAGUUUUUAUAUUGCCAGAUUCGUCGAUCUAGGAACUCAAAACAAAAACGGUAGUUUUAACUUUGCACGCAUAGAUUCACAAUACACUGGGAUAUUUUUUCUCACCUUUUACCACUGUCAUAACUACUGGGAAUAAAAUUAAUUAUUUUUCACCUCAGCAGGUCGAACAAGGGUACUUUGCUUCUUAAAAACAGUGAGCAAAAUGCGAUUUUGCUCACUGAGUCAUUUUGUCUCACUCACCAAUGUGAGACAAAAUGUCAUUCAAGUGACUUUUAUAGUCAAAUGUCAUUUCAACAUGCGGGGUCUAAUACAAGUUCGAUAUACUUGGGUUCUAUUAUCUCUGUCCCUCUAGGUAUGUUCUCACUGCUUAGGGUGAAAAAUUUUGUGUACUACACGAGAUCAAAGUUAUUUAAGUACAUCUCGUGCGCUUUUGAAUCCCUUACUACGCUCAAGAUUCUAAAUUAGAUUCACUCGCUACGCUCGUGAAUCUAUUAUAGAAUCUUUCGCAUGCACGGGACUCAAAAUAAGCACUCGAACAAAUAUCAAACUUUGAUCUCUUGUUGUACAAAUAACUAUUUCCCAGUAGUUACCACUGGUAAAACUUGGUGGUAACUAGUGGGUAUAACCCCAUCUGUAUAUGCGUGGUGGGGAAAUUGAAAGGGACGCCAACACACGCCGUUACAUAAAUGUAAAGGCGUAGACCCGAUUUUUUAACACUUUGACAGAUGUCAAUGUGCCCAAUAGCCGCCAGGGCGGCGCCACGAUAAUGCACACAGCCAAAAGGUGCAGCGCACCAACUUAUUAAAGUGUCAGUAGGGUUUGCACGACGGAUCCGAAAUGUAUGGGAAGGUCCGCGGAUCCAGAUCCGGAUAAUUUCAUACAUUUCGGAUCCGGAUUGCAAACCCUAGGUGUCAGUAACACCGACUUGCUUAAAAUAUUGAAUUUGUGAUAUUAAUGUGAAUUGAAUGUAAUUAUUUCUGUAUGUAAUG